AUGGCACCGACCAGCGGGGUCACGACCGACGGCGCCGCAGCCAACGGCCUCGGGUCGAACAACGGCCUGCCCGCGGGCUAUGGCCGUUCGUGCACGAACUGCUCCAAGGCCAAGUGUAGGUGCAUACUGCGGCCCGAGGGCGGGAGCUGUGAGCGUUGCCACCGGCUCGGCAAGGAGUGCCACCAGAUCGCCGCCACCCGCAAGCGCACCUCCAAGAGAUCCACCAGCUCCCGGACGGCGCAGCUUGAGGAGAAGCUCGAGGAUCUCGUCUCGAUACUGCGGGCGACGCAAAAGGGCGACCAGAAAGCCCUAGAUGCAUACGCCUCGACGAAGCCGUCGACGGGGGUUCACCCGUCUUCUCUGCCACAUCUGUUCCCUACCAGCCGCCUCGACUCCCUGGCCGCCGCCGCAACGGCAGACACACCACCCCGUCCGGAGCCCGCCAAGUCUUUCUGUAUUACCCAGUCUUCCUGCAUCGAUUCUGCGAUACCAAACAUCAGCAGCGAUGCGUAUGUGCGACCUGAACCGACGCCGGAGGAGGCAGAGAUAUACAUUGGCAAGUUCCGUGACUGGCUCAAGAACUUUCCAUUUAUGCAUCUCCCCUCCAAUAUCACAGCAGAUGCGCUUCGUAAAGAGCGGCCGUUCCUGUGGAUAGCUAUCAUGAACAUGACGUCAAUGUCCCUGCCGCAGCAGCAGAUACUCAGGGACAAGGUCCGCCAGGAGCUUGCAGAUCGCAUGAUCUUCAACAAUGACCGGAGUAUGGACAUUUUACUGGGUCUGAUUGCAUACAUCAGCUGGGCCACCAUGAAUACCGGACCGGGAACGAAACCCUUUCUCAUCCUGUAUUGCCAACUGGCAACCACAAUUAUAUAUGACAUGGGAUUGACGCGAAACCCGAACGAAGAGCAACAAUCCGGCCUGUACCUGAAGGUUUGGAGUCUGCGGCCAGCCCCACCGCCGAAGGUCCGGACAAUGGAGGAGCGGAGGGCAGCUCUGGCACUCUGGUUUCUCACCUCCGUGUGUACUUCGUUCAUUGGCAAGAUGGAGACGCUCCACUGGACGUCGCACAUGGAAGAGUCCUUGGAGACGCUGGAUCGUGACAAGGACCAGCCUCUCGACGAGGUUCUGGUGGCGCUCGUCCGGUCACAGCUGAUCAACGAAGAGGCGCAGAAGCUUCUGCGCCUCCAGGGGUCAGGCGACAGCAGCCAGGGCCCAACUCACAUCUACAAGCCGGGGCUGCUCAUGCGUCUCGAGGAGCUCCGUCGGCGGCUCCCGGCAGCACUGCAUUCGCACUAUGUCGUGCAGCUGCAGCUCUACGCCACCGAGGCUGAGGUUCACUCAGUAGGGCUCUUCACGGAGCAAGAGAUCCCAGAAGCCACGAGGAUAAGCAGCAUGUUCUCAUGCACCAAGGCGUCAGCAGCCUGGUUUGAGUGGUUCUUUAGUGUGCCGCUCAUGGAGGUGCCAAGCUUGCCCUUUGUCGUCUACGUCAGCAUGUCCCACAUACAGGCUAUGCUGUACCGGCUCACUACCUCGGAAGAUCCGGCGUGGGACAAACAGGUCCUCCGGAACACAGCGGAUCUGCUCGUGCUCCUAGACAAGACCAUCGAUGUCUUCUGCAAGGUCGGAGAAGUAUACUGCCUGCGAACCGACGACAGCGAUGGGACCGUCUUUCUCAAGGGCGCCAGAAUUCUACGAAAUGUGAGGAAUUUCUGGGAGCCGGCGCUGACCCAGAUCCUGAACAACAACCUGCCGACUCCGAAUAGCCAAACGAGUCAGCCGCUGAACACCAUGCCGCCGUUGGAGCCGAAGAUGAUGAUGGACACCAAUCCCGUACUUGGGCCGGGAUUCGAUCUCAACGAUAUGACGUGGAUGACGGACAUUUUUGGACCUUGGGACACAUGA
Messenger RNA from Purpureocillium lilacinum, 1902 nucleotides. RefSeq lists its product as uncharacterized. Gene Ontology annotation, molecular function: DNA-binding transcription factor activity, RNA polymerase II-specific; zinc ion binding; transcription cis-regulatory region binding. NCBI's taxonomy places the organism in Eukaryota, Fungi, Ascomycota, Sordariomycetes, Hypocreales, Ophiocordycipitaceae. Gene Ontology annotation, biological process: regulation of DNA-templated transcription. The record is from RefSeq and is a predicted model, not a curated record. Gene Ontology annotation, cellular component: nucleus.